AUGUUGGGACUUGCUACUAUCGCCCUUGCGUCCACUGCCUUUGGUAUCCCGAACGCCCUCCCCAAGUCAACGCCUCGUUAUCAAUAUGUCAUAAUAGGGGGAGGAACUUCGGGUCUGGUUCUGNCCAACCGAUUGAGCGAAGACCCUACGGUUUCGGUCGCUAUCAUUGAGGCGGGCGAUCAAGUGUUCAACGACACGAACGUCACAAGUGCCUCUGGAUACGGCAAAGCCUUUGGCACACAAAUUGACUGGGCUUAUGAGAGUGAAGCUCAGGUCUAUGCUGGCAACAAGACUCAGAUCUUGAGAGCUGGCAAAGCGCUGGGAGGUACCAGUACGAUCAAUGGUAAGCAAUGA
Messenger RNA from Aureobasidium uvarum, 354 nucleotides. Lineage: Eukaryota; Fungi; Ascomycota; Dothideomycetes; Dothideales; Saccotheciaceae. The record is from the annotation of a GenBank genome assembly.